CCUAACUCAAUUUGGGGGAAAGUUUGAGCGAAAAUCUCAGAGGGGAAAGCGAUGACAGAAGCAACGCAGUUGGUCGAUGCAAAGAAUGUCGGUAGGAAACGGAAAUCGGGGAAAAAGAAGGGGUUGAAUGCGAAGAAAAGGCGAAUGAUGCAUCAAGGCGGUGAAAAGAAGGUUAAAAUUAAUCCGAAAACGAGGAAAUUGUAUCAGAAGAGGGCUAGGGAUUACAAUUCUGACGAUACAGAAGAGGAUGAGGAUCCCCAGCAAGCUCCCAGUGCAGUUGCAGUUGACGAAUCCAAGCAAAUUGGUGAUGGAUUUGAAGGUGGAUUAUCUGACGAUGGUGAUGAUGAGAAUGAAGGCCUUGAGGGAGAGGAAGAAGAGGUAUCGGAAGACGAAAGCGGUAAAAUUCAGCCUGGGAUUGUGAGGUUUUCCGAGGGGAUUAAGGCUUUUAAGUCGGCAUUUAAGAAGAUUGUUAAGAAGAGUGCUGGUGAUGAGGAUGUGUUGGGUCCUGUGUUAUCCGCCAAUAAGAAGCUGUUAGCUGAGAAGCUUGCUGAAGAGGAUUUGGAAAAGAAAGUGAAGGGGGAAGCAAAGAAGGAGAGGCAUAUGAUAAGCGAGAAGGGGCAUGUGAAGCCUGCUGAAUUUUUGGAUGCUCAUGAGAAGCUUCUGUUGGGAGUGGCAACUAAAGGAGUGGUGAAGUUGUUCAAUGCUGUAAAUAAGGCCCAGAAUGCCCAGAAAGGUUUAAAUCCUUUGAGAACAAAGGAUGAGAAAGUAAUAAAGCAACGGAGGAAGGAAGCCUUCUUCUCGGAGUUGGGCAGGACAUCAACCCAAUCAGCUGCGACAGUUAUCAAGGUUGGCACCUCAAGUGGCUCUGUGGAUGGCGAAGCUCCUGCAUGGGCCCCUCUGCGUGACAAUUACAUGUUGACGAACCCCAAGUUGAAAGAUUGGGAUAAGAUGCAGGAUACAAAUGCUGCAGACGACUUUCGCCAGGCAUCAGAUGCUGAUUCUUCAUCAGACGAAGAGUGAUGCAAAGGAUAAAUUAUUUGUCAAUGGUGAACCAUGCAAGUUGGAUGAAGCUGCUCGGUAGUCGCUGUCUUGACCUUUCACACGAUCUACUCCCAACACUUCCUCAAGUGAAGAAAAUACAGCAAUGCCUCUUAAGACCCCGAGCUGGUUUAGGGGGAAGAAGAUUGGCGCCGGCAUUUCUAUGCUCUGUGUUGUAGGUGCAUCCCAUGUUAUAUAUUCUUGUUUGUUAAGUUUCUGGCAAUAUAUUUUUGAUAGUCAAAUUCAAUGUUUUCUGGGAUCCAUUCCUGAUUAAUACGAAGGAUACAGUGGUUUAUUUAA
Molecule: messenger RNA, 1338 nt
Organism: Salvia hispanica
Lineage: Eukaryota; Viridiplantae; Streptophyta; Magnoliopsida; Lamiales; Lamiaceae
Biological process (GO): maturation of 5.8S rRNA; maturation of LSU-rRNA
Cellular component (GO): preribosome, large subunit precursor
Source: RefSeq, a predicted model, not a curated record